CGUAGCUCCUCCUGCAGUGACACUUUGGAGCCACAUGCACUCUCCCAGGCCUCACAGACUUCAUUGCCAUGGCGUCCCUGUCCCUGCCCCUGUCGUCCCUCCUCGGACACAGGAAGUGUCUCCAGAGGACCGCUGUCUUCUGUAGUGUCCUGCAGGGUUUACACCAGCGGGCCUUCUCCUCCACCUCCCGGUCAUGGAGACGGACUCUCGGUGCGGUCCAGCUCGGAGUCGGUCAGCUCCUGUCACGGCAGCAGCAGCAGCAGGACGGAGCAUCAGUGUGUCGCAGCAGUUCCUCUUCACACGGUCAGGACAUGACAGAGAGACUGUGGUCUGUUUACAACCAGACCAAGAGGCAGACACAAGAUUUGAUCCCAGCAAUUUGCACCAACGCCAUCAACCCCAACACCAUUUUUGCCAACAACGAGAUGAGCCUGCGAGACAUAGAGAUCUACGGCUUUGACUAUGACUACACCCUCGCCUUCUACUCCAGCCAACUCCACACCCUGAUUUUCAACAUAGCCCGGGACAUUUUAAUCACCAACCACAGGUAUCCAGAGGGUUUGCGAAAGUAUGAGUAUAUUCCAGAUUUUGCAGUGAGAGGACUUCACUAUGAUGUGCAAAAGGCACUGCUGAUGAAGAUAGAUGCUUUUCACUACAUCCAGCUGGGAACCGUAUACAGGGGUCUUCAUCCAGUUUCUGAUGAGGAAGUAAUUGCCAUGUAUGAAGGUUGUCACGUACCUCUAGAGAUCAUGAGUGACUUCUAUGGCAAGAGCUCCCACGGCCACACCAUGAAACAAUUCAUGGACAUCUUCUCCCUGCCUGAGAUGACCCUCCUGUCCUGCGUCAAUGACUUCUUCAUGAGGCACAACAUCGACUACGAGCCAGUCCAUCUCUAUAAAGACGUAAAGGAAGCCAUUAGAGAUGUUCACGUCAAGGGCAUAAUGUACCGAGCUGUGGAGGCAGAUAUUGAUAAAUACAUUUGCUAUGGUGAGCAAAGCCAUGCUGUGCUGAAGAAGCUGUCAGAGAGUGGAAAGAAAAUGUUCCUCAUCACCAACAGUCCUUUUUACUUUGUGGACCGAGGAAUGAGCUUCAUUGUAGGGAAGGACUGGAGGGACCUGUUUGAUGUUGUUAUUGUUCAGGCCGACAAACCCAGUUUCUUCAACGACCGGAGAAAACCUUUCAGGCGAGUGACAGACCAAGGUGCGUUGCUGUGGGACAGAAUUCACAGGCUGGAAAAAGGGCAGAUCUACAAACAGGGAAACCUUUAUGAGUUCCUGAGACUCACCGGCUGGAGAGGAUCCAAAGUGCUGUACUUCGGUGAUCACAUCUACAGCGACUUGGCAGAUCUAACACUGAAACAUGGCUGGAGAACAGGUGCCAUCAUCCCUGAGCUGAGGAAAGAGAUCAAGAUAAUGAACACAGAGCAGUAUGUGCACAUGAUGACCUGGUUACAGGCACUGACUGGACUCAUUGAACAGAUGCAGGUGCACAGGGAUCCGGCGUCUCAAGCUGUCGUUGAGGAGUGGAUCAGAGAAAGAGAGGCCAUGAGGCCACAGACGAAGGACAGCUUCAACGCUCAGUUUGGGAGUCUUUUCCGCACUUACCACAACCCCACCUACUUCUCCCGCCGACUGUCGCGCUUUGCAGACAUCUACAUGGCCUCCAUCAGUUGCCUGCUCAACUACGACUUCCAGCACACCUUCUUCCCUCGCCGUAAUCCUCUGCAGCACGAGUCCCCCUUCUGGCCUGAGCACAACCUGAAGGUCUGAGCCUCUCCGGUCCACAGGACCAAAGCAGAGUCUGACCAGAGACACUGAGAAGAAGAGAAUGAUGAAUGGAAUGAAUGAUUUUCAUUGCUGAUUUAAACAACUUGAAAUAAGUCAUUGUCGAAGAUGCAUGGCACAUUUUAGGUCAUGCAUAAAGUGUUGAUGUUUAUAUAGUUAGUAGUUAGUUGACUUUAGUUUCACAGAAUUGAUUACAUUUUAAUAGAUUUUAAGACAAAUGAUACGAGACAGAAUGUACAGUUUCACUUAUGCAAGAUUAAUGUGCAUAGAUUAUAUUUUGAAGGCACUGAAUGGUGUGUGUGUGUGUGUGUGUGUGUGUGUGUGUGUGUGUG
Paralichthys olivaceus (Japanese flounder) is the source of this 2116-nucleotide messenger RNA. RefSeq names its product 5'-nucleotidase domain containing 3 (gene nt5dc3). The record is from RefSeq and is a predicted model, not a curated record. NCBI's taxonomy places the organism in Eukaryota, Metazoa, Chordata, Actinopteri, Pleuronectiformes, Paralichthyidae. Gene Ontology annotation, molecular function: 5'-nucleotidase activity.